Molecule: messenger RNA, 1053 nt
Organism: Cladophialophora psammophila CBS 110553
Lineage: Eukaryota; Fungi; Ascomycota; Eurotiomycetes; Chaetothyriales; Herpotrichiellaceae
Exons: 2
Coding region: 1-1053 (350 amino acids)
Molecular function (GO): methyltransferase activity
Source: RefSeq, a predicted model, not a curated record
AUGUCUCAUCUAGAAUCUCAUCUAACAGAUGCAACUGAGCAAUCCAAUACCUCGCACCAACCCCCUUUGGUCGAAGAUUCUGAUCCGAGCGACGCCGACUCUGCUUAUGGUGCAUCAAUUAAUAGCACAAUAUCGGCUUCUCUGACCAGCUCGGUCCUCAACUACAGAUACGAGAAUGGCCGACGGUACCACGCAUACCGAGAAGGCCAGUACUAUUUGCCCAACGACGAAGACGAGCAAGCUCGGCUUGAUAUGUUACAUCAUAUCUUCUGCUUAGUUCUCGACGGCGCCUUGUUCCGCGCUCCGUUGUUCCAGCACGGUCAACCACAGCGGGUCUUGGAUCUUGGUUGUGGCACUGGGAUCUGGUGCAUGGGGUUUGCGGACGAAUUUCCGGAAUCUCUCGUGAUCGGCAUUGAUCUCAGUCCGAUCCAACCAGAUUGGGUCCCUCCGAACUGUAAAUUCUAUGUGGACGAUAUCGAGAGCGAAUGGGCCUACUCCCCAAUAGAGCACUUCGACUAUAUUCAUGGUCGGGCGCUCUGCGGAAGUAUCGCAGACUGGCCUAGGCUAUUCACUCAGUCACUUGCUAAUCUCAGGCCUGGGGGCUGGUUAGAGAUGCAAGAAUUCUACUGUCACGUCUAUGACUACGACGGCGGCAUCGACAACGCCCCUUGCCUGAAAGACUGGGAAGUGAAAAUAACCGAAGCUAGCAGGAGAUUCGGCAAAGAUCUCAAAAAGGCCAAUGUUCUAAAGCAGCACAUGGAAGAUGCAGGCUUCGUCGAUGUCCAAGAAGAGAUCUACAAGGUGCCCAUUGGGACGUGGGCCAAAGGAAGGAAAUUCAAGGAACUUGGGAGAUAUUCCCUUGUGCAGUUUCUCGACUCCGUCGAGCCUUUCUCGCUGGCUUUGUUCACCAGGGUGCUUGGAUAUACGGUGGAUGAGACCAAGAUUAUGAUUGCGAAGGUCAAGAGUGAUUUGCAUAAUCCGAAGCUGCAUUCAUAUUUACACUUUCAUCUCGUUUGGGGUAGGAAAGCCGGGGAACUAGGACGAAGUGAGUGA